UGUUGAACUAAGCAAUCUGCGUAACAAAGCCGUCUUCUUCUUCUCGAUGGCCAACGGUCUUCUCAUCAUACUGCUGCUCUUACUGCAGAUUAACGAUCUCGAUAUUAUUUGGCCGUUCGGAACGAACUCCAGUGGCGAGCCGAUCCUCUUGGAACCUAUCGGGUUCUUCUUCCUCGGCUUCUACGUGCUAAUCUUACUAGUGCAGCUAGUUGCCAUGUUUUUACACAGAUGGACAACAAUGAGUCACAUCGUAGCCCUUACGGACAUGUGGUGGGAAACACCAAAGAAUAAACAGCGUAACAUGAACGGUGUAGAGCUUGUCAAGGAACUGCAAACUAUCCCAGGCGCGGACGAAGACGACGCGAAUGCAGGAUUACGGCCAGAUGACGAGAUUCCCGUGGAUGAGAAUGGACGAAGACUGACCAUCGUUAAUAUGGCAAACCGCCCGAAACAAAGGCGGCAAACGAUAGUUAACUACGAGGAAGCAUUGGUAAAGCGACUACAGAUGAUCAAAACGGGCGAGCUUGACUUAACGGGGCCCAAAGAGAAUAAGAUUUUCCGUCGCAUGACCAUGAAACCUGAGGCUUUCGCCGAGUUCAAAAGACGCGUGAGUACCUUGCAGAUUUCGUCUAACGAAACAACGAAGGGGAUCAUGAGACGGUUCAGCGACGAGAAGACUAACCCCAACCCAUACUACGCGGAGAUGCGACGCAAAAGCAGCGCGAUCGCGUUCAAACAGCGCGAAGAGACCGACGACGACGACGACGACGACGACGACGACGACGACGACGACGACGACGACGACGACGACGACGACGAUGACGACUAUGACGGCGACGACGGCACUAACGUUCUCGCCAACAAUACGAGACGUCGUAGCGACGUGGCAAGAAAGAGGAGCACAGCGUACGGAAAUGCCGCCUUCGCUGCUGUAGACGAAACAGAUGAAAGUGCGGUACUAACGAAACAUGCUGGCGAGGAGGGAUUGGGUUCCGAGACGGUGCAGCAGAACCAGCAACUACACCUCGUUGCCGACGUUCACCAUGACGUGUCGUCGCCAUCUAUAUCAGCUGAUCGCGCUGGUCGAAGAAAAAAAAGCGUACGAUUUGAAAAGAGAUUUUCAGAUGUGCGGCGAAGAAGUAGUUUCACCUAGAAGUGAAUUGGUAAUUCCUGUGGAUAUACUUCAUGUAUGUGCGUCGCCGGUACGAUGAAUGAUAGUUGAAAAUAUAACGCCCCUGUCUUGCCGUAAUACACAGCAUAUAGAUAUAAGUGGCACUAAAAUCGUGAUCAUUAUUCGAGUCACCAAGAUCUCGAAGUAAACACGAAAAUAAUGUGUCCUCGACUUGCGUUUCAUACUUUCCAUCAGGCACAAUUGUUUCCCCGCUUUUUUCUCUAGAUGCAUUUAUCGCCGGCACAAUUAGUUUAUGUUGGAUAUGAGUCAAACGUAUAUCUUAUAUAACAUCAGCAGCUUAAAAACAAAAUUAUCCCGGAGAAUCAAAAAUCAUUCAUUCUUACAUCUAUAUGAUUUAGUUUGUAUAAACGUGACCAAAAUACAUACAUCUAUAUAUAUCUACUAGAUAUAUUGUGUUGAUUUAUCGGUAAAAUUUCAGAUAAAGCCUGAAUUUACGAUUGCGUUGCAUGUUUGCUGAUAUAGAAAGGCGUGAUGCCAUGACACAUUUAUAGCCACGUAAUACAUAGUCAUAUAAUUACGUUGUAUUAGGUGCUAUUAUUAGACAUGGUUGAGUUUAACUCUAAGAAUGAGGUGCUCCAUGUCCGGGCAUGCUGACAUUAUGUUCCGCUGCAGUUAGUUGCUUAUUGGUAUCAAUAGCUUCUGCUUUCUUUCUUUCUUUCUUUGUCUUUUACUUCUUCUUUUUCAACUUUAUCCGGUUCUCAUUAAUACAUUGUCUAGUGUCUGAUUAGACCCGUAACGAUUAUUUUAUUUUAUCUUUUCCUGCAUAUGUAAAUGAAAAAAAGCAUACGCAGAAGCGAAAAGAUUUUGAUGAUGAACGUUGCAACCACGAUUUGACCUGGCUGUUAACGUAAACCACCAUUUUACCGCUUGAUAUGAAGUUGCGUACAGUUUUACGUCUGUUUGUUAAAUUGUAGAUAUAUAUAUAUAUAUAUAUAUCAAUGGGAACUUUUAAUGGGGUCGUUUUGUAAUAUACCUAUAAACGGAGAGUGCACAUAUAGUGUAUUCGUAGUAAAUCUGUAAAAGUGAACACAAAUAAACUCUAUUAAUAAUAUCUCAAUAAUAAAUGUAAGACAGUAGCUCAUUAUGUUGUAACAUUGAUUAAGUAGUCUAGAACAUAUCUAUUUUUAUCCUUAUAAAUGAACAUGUAAAACAUGUAAUAUAUUCAUUUGUAUUCAUUUAAUCCAAGCACUUAAUGAAUUCGUUGGAACAAAAUAAAUAGACGUUUAGGUUAGUGAUGGAGUCAAUUAGGCAUGUGAUUGUGCGAUACAUUAUUUCUGCAUAAAUAUCAUUCUGUGUAUAGUGAAACAACUCUAUGUUAGUAUAAUACAGUAAUAUAUAACAAACUAUUCAGUUAUUAGAGCUGUUUCCAUAUAUCUUAAUAAA
Molecule: messenger RNA, 2575 nt
Organism: Priapulus caudatus
Lineage: Eukaryota; Metazoa; Priapulida; Priapulimorpha; Priapulimorphida; Priapulidae
Exons: 4
Coding region: 47-1153 (368 amino acids)
Source: RefSeq, a predicted model, not a curated record